This is a messenger RNA of Leptomonas pyrrhocoris, 1883 nucleotides long. RefSeq names its product putative mitochondrial heat shock protein HslVU, ATPase subunit HslU. Gene Ontology annotation, cellular component: HslUV protease complex. The transcript has a single exon. Gene Ontology annotation, molecular function: ATP binding; peptidase activity; ATP hydrolysis activity. Lineage: Eukaryota; Euglenozoa; Kinetoplastea; Trypanosomatida; Trypanosomatidae. The record is from RefSeq and is a predicted model, not a curated record. The coding region runs from base 462 to 1883 and encodes 473 amino acids.
GUUGUAGGGUGUUGCUUGACGUGUGUCUCUCUGUCAUUUGCAUUGUCCGACCUCGCAGGCUGAUCUACUACUAUUACUAUUACUGGCUUCCUUCGUUUUUAUCUCCGAUUGCCGAGAGCAGAACCCUUUUUUCUUUUCGGGAGCACACGAAUUUCUUCUUCGCUCUUUUCAUUUGCCGCGGCUUCACGUGAUUGCGGACAACUACCGCGCUCUCUCGAUCGAUACAAUUCGAGAAGCUUUUCCCCUUACUCCACAGCCCGCCUUCUCUAUCUGCACGCGUACACGCACACGCACACCUGUUUAUAUAUAACUCUAAAUAAAUCCGCCGCUGUGCCGACCGUUUUUCACUUCGAGACGCGUUGAUCGACUCUCGUUUGCCGGCCUUUCCGCUUUACGAGCUCUCGGCACCCGUGUAUUCCGUCUCCAUCCGCCCCUACGCCCCAACCCUCCGCACGUGGUCGAUGCGUCGUGUUUUUCUCCUCCCCACGCGGGUCUCCGGCCAGCCCCUCGGCGCUGCGGUGCGCCUCUGCAGUGCUGCUGCUGCUGCUGCUCCCGCCCCCGCCCCGGCCGCCCCGGCUGCCGACCUCGGCGCCAAGACCCUCAUCCGCAAUAUGCGGCCCCGAGAGCUCAUGAAGGAGCUGGACCGCUACAUUGUGGGUCAAAGCGAGGCGAAGAAGGCCGUCGCUGUCGCCCUGCGCAACCGCUGGCGCCGCCACCAGGUGCCCAGCGACAUCCGCGAGGAGAUCGCGCCCAAGAACAUUUUAAUGAUCGGCCCGACGGGCGUGGGAAAGACGGAGAUUGCGCGGCGGCUGGCCAAACUGGUGGACGCCCCUUUUGUGAAGGUUGAGGCCACGAAGUUCACGGAGGUCGGCUUCCACGGCCGCGACGUAGAAAGCAUCAUCGAGGACCUCUACAAAGCCUCGCUAUCGCAGACGAAGCAGAACAUCCGCCGCCAGCACGAGGAGGAGGCCAAGGUGAAGGCGGAGGACCGCAUCCUCAAGUCGUUAGCGGGCGUGUCAGACGGCUUUCGCGAGCACCUGCGCAGCGGUGCGUUAGACGACAUUGAGGUGAUGGUGGAGCUGCAGGAGAAGAAGGAGAAGCCGAAGUCCGCGACAGGCGAGGGUGUCUUCAUCUCGCUCGACCUGCCGGCCAUGAUCGGUGGUCAGCGGCAGCAGACGGUGAAGAAGGUCAUGAAGAUCAAAGACGCCUUUCCUGCCGUGCUGCAGGAGGAGCUCGAUAAGAUGAUGGACACCGAGGACGUCACGGCGGAGGCGCUGCGCGCCUGCGAGGAGGACGGCAUCGUUGUGAUCGACGAGAUCGACAAGAUUGUGACGGCGGCGGGCGGCUACAAGGGCCACCAGGCCUCAGCCGAGGGCGUCCAGCAGGACUUGCUGCCGCUGGUCGAAGGCACGACCGUGUCCACCAAGUUCAACGUGCAGGUGAAGACGGACAAAAUAUUGUUCAUCUGCAGCGGCGCCUUCCACAGCGUGAAGCCGUCGGACAUGCUGGCGGAGCUGCAAGGACGUCUACCGAUUCGGGUGGAGCUGCAGCCGCUGACGAAGGAGGACUUCCAUCGCAUCAUCACCGAACCGCGUUUCAACCUCAUCUCGCAGCACAAGACGAUGAUGGCGACGGAGGGCGUCGAGCUCGAAUUCACUGGCGACGCUCUGUGGGAGAUUGCCGCCAUCGCUGCGCACAUCAACGCCACCGUGCAGAACAUCGGUGCCCGUAGACUCAUCACCAUCACGGAGAAGGUGGUGGAGGAGAUCAGCUUUGAGGGUCCUGAGCGCAAGGGGGAGAAGUUCAUGAUUGACGCCGCGUACGUCAAGCAGGCCGUGGACAAGAUGGUGAAGAAGGUUGACAUCAAGAAGUUCAUCCUGUAG